AUGGGUAAUGCCUCUGAAGUUGUAGUUGAAGGAUUGUAUUUGUCCACAAUCUCCAAAGAAAGUGACUACAUUUUGGCCUCCAUCUACACCAUCUUUGGUGUCUUGUCUCUGAUAGGGAACAGCAUCCUGAUGUUUGUGGCCUACCGGAAGAAGUCCUCUCUGAAGCCUGCCGAGUUCUUUGUGGUCAGCCUGUCGUUCAGUGACCUGGGCAUGACAUUAACGCUCUUCCCUUUCGCUAUCCCUUCCGCCUUCUACCACAGGUGGUUGUUUCCUAAGCCCCUGUGUAUGGUCUAUGCCUUCUGUGGCGUCUUCUUUGGCCUGUGCAGUCUGACCAACCUGACUGUCCUCUCGUGGGUGUGCUGGCUCAAAAUUUGCUGCCCCAACUAUGGCAGUAAGUUCUCUCCGUGUCAUGCCCGGAUGCUGGUGCUGGGCUCGUGGUGCUACGCGCUGAUCUUCGCCGUGGGGCCGGCGUCCGGCUGGGGCGAGUUCGGCCCGGAGCCCUACGGCACGGCCUGCUGCAUCAACUGGCACCUGCCGCGCACCAACCUGGUGGCCAUGAGCUACAUCAUCUCGCUCUUCCUCUUCUGCUACAUCGUGCCCUGCUCCGUCAUCUUCCUCUCGUACCUCUUCAUCCUGCUGGCGGUGCGCGGAGCGCGGCAGGCCGUCCAGCAGCACGUCUCGCCCCAGAACAAGAUCACCAACGCCCAGACGCUCAUCGUCAAGCUCUCGGUGGCCGUGUGCAUCGGCUUCCUGACGGCGUGGAGCCCGUACGCCAUGGUGUCCAUGUGGGCGGCGUUCGGCAGCACAGAGGAGGUCCCGCCCAUAGCGUUUGCGGUAGCGGCCAUCUUUGCCAAGUCCUCCACGCUCUACAACCCCUUGGUCUACUUGAUCUUCAAGCCCAACUUCCGCAAACUGCUGUGUCGGGACGCCACUCUCUGCUGCCACGUCAUGUGCCACUGUGUGUGCCCGGCCGUGCCCGACCCGACGCAGAAGGACUCGUGCGAGGUGUCGCGGCGUCACCCGGGGCUCAAGGAGGACGGCAACUCCACGCGGCUGUCCAACGGGCUGCACGAGACGCACGUGGCGUGCAGGCACUGUCCCGAGGGCACCAAGGGGCACUGCCUGGACGUCACGCCGCUCAAGACUGCCCGCAUCAUCACCGGCACCACCAACAGCGAGAUGGCCGUGAGUCAGCUCUCCAAUGACCAGAGCGACUUCCUGUAG
Messenger RNA from Sardina pilchardus (European sardine), 1224 nucleotides. It is a transcript of the gene opn7b, whose product is annotated as opsin 7, group member b. Gene Ontology annotation, molecular function: G protein-coupled photoreceptor activity. Gene Ontology annotation, cellular component: plasma membrane. Gene Ontology annotation, biological process: cellular response to light stimulus; visual perception; G protein-coupled receptor signaling pathway. The transcript has 5 exons. NCBI's taxonomy places the organism in Eukaryota, Metazoa, Chordata, Actinopteri, Clupeiformes, Clupeidae. Bases 1 to 1224 code for a protein of 407 amino acids. The record is from RefSeq and is a predicted model, not a curated record.